CUUUUCUUGGUGCGCCACAUCAGACCCCACCACCACCACAUAAGGUUGUCCAAGUUUAUUUAUCUCUUUUACAAAGAAACCCACAACCCUAUCCCACGAUGCAUCUCCAGAACCUCCUCCUCCUCUUCACCACCGUCCUCCACCUCUUCACCUCCACGGCUGCGCUCGGUGUCAACUAUGGGGCGAUGGCCGAUAACCUCCCAUCCCCUGCUCAGGUUGCCAACUUCAUCAAAACCCAAACCAUUUUCGACAGCGUGAAGCUCUUCGACACCAACCCGGAUUUCCUUCGAGCUUUCGCCAACACCGGCAUCUCCGUCACGGUCACCAUCGCCAACGGGGAUAUUCCUGCUCUUGCUGACACCCUCAGUGCCCGCAGGUGGGUUGCUAGCAACAUAAAGCCGUUUUACCCCCAAACAAAUAUCAAAUACAUUUGUGUUGGGAACGAAGUUUUAUUCUCUAACAAUCAGGAUUUGAUUAACAAUCUCAUCCCUGCAAUGAGGAGUCUCAACAAUGCUUUGGUCAGAGAUGGAUUUCAGAAGAUAAAGGUUACAACAGCCCAUGCCCUCAACAUAUUCCAAAGCCGCGUAAUUCCGAGUUUAGCCCGGUUCAGGGCCGACCAUGCCCAGACCUUCUUCUUGCCGUUACUGCAGUUCCACCGGGAAACCAAAACGCCCUUCAUGAUCAACCCUUAUCCCUACUUCGAAGUCAAACAGAAAUCGCUAAGCUUCGCUCUUUACAAGCUACACCGCGGCGUCAUCGACAAACACAGCGGAAAGUUGUACACGAACAUGCUUGAUCAGCUCUUGGACUCCACUUAUUCCGCCAUGAACGCUUUCGGGUACGGCGACGUUGACAUCGUCAUCGGCGAGGCGGGUUGGCCCUCACAAGGGGACGCCAAUGACCCCUUCGCUACUAUGGACAAUGCCAUCUCCUACAACGGGAAUAUGAUCCGGGAGAUUCUUGCCGGAAAGGGGACACCUCUGAUGCCAAACCGCCGGUUUGAGACGUACAUCUUUGCUCUGUUUAACGAGAAUCUAAAACCAGGUCCAGUUGCAGAGAAGAACUGGGGAUUGUUUUGGCCUAAUUUCGCUCCCGUCUACAACGCCAGCGUCAUGCGGAAUGGAUCCCAGCCGGCGCCAACACCAGCAGUUCCGACGGGGAAGCAGUUUUGUGUACCGAAGCUGGGAGUCAGUGACGGACAGUUGCAGUCAAACUUAGAUUAUGCAUGUGGGAACGGGGUGGAUUGCUUGCCAAUCAAUCUUGGUGGUGCCUGCUUUGAGCCCAAUAAUCUUAGGGCUCAUGCCUCGUUUGCCAUGAAUUCUUACUACAGAACCAAAGGUCAGACUUUCAACGAGUGUAACUUUGGUGGGACCGGUCAACUCACCACCGUUGAUCCAAGCUAUGGCAACUGCCAUUUUCUGUAAAUAAUUAGAAGAUUGGAUGGGAUUGCAGAGGUCUCGUUUCCCGUCAGCUUGACAAAUUAAUGCCCAUAUUUACUAUUCUUCACGAGAAGGCUGAUGUUCUCAGCUCACCGCCUUUACUAUUUUGAUGAACUAGUACUACUGCAUGUAUAAGUUGCUGUUUUUUUAUUCUUUAAUUGAGAUUACAACAUGUUGUUUAAUUUAGGUUAAUCCUGAAUAUGGCUUAUGGUUUAAUUUUUAUUGUCUUUUUUUUUUUCUUGUUAUAAAUUUUAAUUUUUCCU
Messenger RNA from Rubroshorea leprosula, 1702 nucleotides. Lineage: Eukaryota; Viridiplantae; Streptophyta; Magnoliopsida; Malvales; Dipterocarpaceae. The record is from the annotation of a GenBank genome assembly.